AUGGAGACAACUCGAAUGUUCGAGUACCUCAGCGAGACGGCUGAUACCGUCCAGUGUCGAUAUCCGACUGCUAAACUGGUUUUCUUGGGGGACUUUAAUGCUCACCACAAGGAUUGGUUGUUCCCAUACCAAAAUACCGACCACGCCGGGAGAGAGACGCUGAAAUUUGCGCUGGCGUUUGACCUCUCUCAGCUAGUCCACGAAGCAACUCGGAUACCUGACGUUGACGGUCAUUCUCCUAACUGUCUUGACCUUCUGUUGACCACCGACCCAGACCGGUUUUCAGUAUCAGUUACGGCCCCUUUGGGUACUUCUGAUCACUGUGUAGUUAAGUCGGUAUCGAAUUAUCAUCCUCUGGACUCUGGUUCCUCCGGAACCAGGCGAGUGUGGCGAUACAAGUCAGCAGACUGGGAUGAAAUGCGACACUUUUUUGCAUGUUAUCCCUGGCGACAAACUUGCUUCUCUUCUGAUGAUCCGUCGAACUGCGAGAAAGCCAUAUCGGAAGUGAUACGUCAAGCAAUGGAGUUUUUUAUACCUUACGCUGACGUAUCGCUAGAUAGCAAGAUUCCACGCUGGUACAAUGCAGAAUGCGCCCAAGCUGAAGCUCGUAAGAACAUGGCUUUUGCUGCAUGGGCUGACGCGCGUGCCCAAAAAGCUCCGGACAUCAGUACGAAAAAGCGAGCCUUUAAUUAUGCCGCCAAGUCCUACAAGAAGGUUCUUAGGAAGGCUCGUUUCAACCGCACUAAUCGAAUUGGGGCCAAAUUAGCGUCAUAUCCGCGUGGAAGUAAAGCCUUUUGGUCUCUUUCGAAGUCGGUGGAAACGAACUUCUGCCGUCCUUCGCUGCCACCUCUGCUAAAACCGGAUGGGGCGCUGGCUUUUACUGCAACAGAAAAAGCUAACAUCUUAGCGACUCUGUUUGCUGAAAAUUCACGUCUCGAUUCUGGAAGCGCCUCUCCACCUACCCUUUCACCCUGCGACUCCGUCAUGGCAGAGAUAAAGAUUCGCCAAGGUGAGGUUUUAAAAGUGCUGCGCAAUCUAGACGUGAAUAAGGCCAGCGGCCCAGACGGGAUACCAGCAAUAGUGCUCAGAACCUGUGCUGCCGAGCUGUCUCCAGUACUAACACGUUUGUUUCGCCUCUCGUUCAAAAAUGCCCGAAUCCCGAAAGCUUGGAAGGUUGCCAACGUACAACCGGUACCUAAGAAGGGUAGUCGUGCAGACCCGGCCAACUACAGGCCUAUUGCAAUCACCUCCGUACUUUGCAAAAGUAUGGAGCGUGUAUUGAACCACCGGCUCCUGGCAUACCUCGAGAAAAAUGACCUUCUGUCGGAUCAACAGUACGGCUUUCGUCGUAAUAGAUCGACGGGGGAUCUUUUAGUGUAUGCCACUCACAUCUGGGGCGAGGCCAUUGACAAACAUGGUGAAGCGCUAGCCGUUUCCCUUGACGUGUCAAAGGCUUUUGACCGGGUCUGGCAUGAAGGCCUUUUAAAUAGGUUACCUAGCUACGGGAUACCCACUAGUCUCAUCAACUGGAUAUCUGAUUUCCUGAGUGGUCGAUCUUUUCGAGUUGUCUUAGAUGGCUCCUCGUCAGAUCAAAUGGCAAUCAAUGCCGGUGUCCCUCAGGGGUCUGUUCUCUCCGCUACACUUUUUCUGCUUCACAUUAAUGAUCUGUUGAAACCCGGUAUCUUUGGGUACGCAGAUGAUAGCACUGUAACGGAGAGAUAUAUGCCCGGUCCCCGUGCUAGUGGUGCUGAAAUUUUAGGACACAGAGAGGCUUUGGUGGAACGCAUUAAUCUGACCUUAAAUGAGGUGUCUGAUUGGGGAGACGCCAAUUUGGUCAAAUUUAAUGCUACCAAAACGCAAGCGUGUUUAUUUACUACCGGUGAUAUGGAGACAACUCGAAUGUUCGAGUACCUCAGCGAGACGGCUGAUACCGUCCAGUGUCGAUAUCCGACUGCUAAACUGGUUUUCUUGGGGGACUUUAAUGCUCACCACAAGGAUUGGUUGUUCCCAUACCAAAAUACCGACCACGCCGGGAGAGAGACGCUGAAAUUUGCGCUGGCGUUUGACCUCUCUCAGCUAGUCCACGAAGCAACUCGGAUACCUGACGUUGACGGUCAUUCUCCUAACUGUCUUGACCUUCUGUUGACCACCGACCCAGACCGGUUUUCAGUAUCAGUUACGGCCCCUUUGGGUACUUCUGAUCACUGUGUAGUUAAGUCGGUAUCGAAUUAUCAUCCUCUGGACUCUGGUUCCUCCGGAACCAGGCGAGUGUGGCGAUACAAGUCAGCAGACUGGGAUGAAAUGCGACACUUUUUUGCAUGUUAUCCCUGGCGACAAACUUGCUUCUCUUCUGAUGAUCCGUCGAACUGCGAGAAAGCCAUAUCGGAAGUGAUACGUCAAGCAAUGGAGUUUUUUAUACCUUACGCUGACGUAUCGCUAGAUAGCAAGAUUCCACGCUGGUACAAUGCAGAAUGCGCCCAAGCUGAAGCUCGUAAGAACAUGGCUUUUGCUGCAUGGGCUGACGCGCGUGCCCAAAAAGCUCCGGACAUCAGUACGAAAAAGCGAGCCUUUAAUUAUGCCGCCAAGUCCUACAAGAAGGUUCUUAGGAAGGCUCGUUUCAACCGCACUAAUCGAAUUGGGGCCAAAUUAGCGUCAUAUCCGCGUGGAAGUAAAGCCUUUUGGUCUCUUUCGAAGUCGGUGGAAACGAACUUCUGCCGUCCUUCGCUGCCACCUCUGCUAAAACCGGAUGGGGCGCUGGCUUUUACUGCAACAGAAAAAGCUAACAUCUUAGCGACUCUGUUUGCUGAAAAUUCACGUCUCGAUUCUGGAAGCGCCUCUCCACCUACCCUUUCACCCUGCGACUCCGUCAUGGCAGAGAUAAAGAUUCGCCAAGGUGAGGUUUUAAAAGUGCUGCGCAAUCUAGACGUGAAUAAGGCCAGCGGCCCAGACGGGAUACCAGCAAUAGUGCUCAGAACCUGUGCUGCCGAGCUGUCUCCAGUACUAACACGUUUGUUUCGCCUCUCGUUCAAAAAUGCCCGAAUCCCGAAAGCUUGGAAGGUUGCCAACGUACAACCGGUACCUAAGAAGGGUAGUCGUGCAGACCCGGCCAACUACAGGCCUAUUGCAAUCACCUCCGUACUUUGCAAAAGUAUGGAGCGUGUAUUGAACCACCGGCUCCUGGCAUACCUCGAGAAAAAUGACCUUCUGUCGGAUCAACAGUACGGCUUUCGUCGUAAUAGAUCGACGGGGGAUCUUUUAGUGUAUGCCACUCACAUCUGGGGCGAGGCCAUUGACAAACAUGGUGAAGCGCUAGCCGUUUCCCUUGACGUGUCAAAGGCUUUUGACCGGGUCUGGCAUGAAGGCCUUUUAAAUAGGUUACCUAGCUACGGGAUACCCACUAGUCUCAUCAACUGGAUAUCUGAUUUCCUGAGUGGUCGAUCUUUUCGAGUUGUCUUAGAUGGCUCCUCGUCAGAUCAAAUGGCAAUCAAUGCCGGUGUCCCUCAGGGGUCUGUUCUCUCCGCUACACUUUUUCUGCUUCACAUUAAUGAUCUGUUGAAACCCGGUAUCUUUGGGUACGCAGAUGAUAGCACUGUAACGGAGAGAUAUAUGCCCGGUCCCCGUGCUAGUGGUGCUGAAAUUUUAGGACACAGAGAGGCUUUGGUGGAACGCAUUAAUCUGACCUUAAAUGAGGUGUCUGAUUGGGGAGACGCCAAUUUGGUCAAAUUUAAUGCUACCAAAACGCAAGCGUGUUUAUUUACUACUAUUAUUGUGCCGUGA
Pararge aegeria (speckled wood butterfly) is the source of this 3777-nucleotide messenger RNA. RefSeq lists its product as uncharacterized. Bases 1 to 3777 code for a protein of 1258 amino acids. Gene Ontology annotation, molecular function: catalytic activity. The record is from RefSeq and is a predicted model, not a curated record. The transcript has 3 exons. NCBI's taxonomy places the organism in Eukaryota, Metazoa, Arthropoda, Insecta, Lepidoptera, Nymphalidae.